This is a messenger RNA of Penicillium chermesinum, 1638 nucleotides long. Its product is annotated as fused D-mandelate dehydrogenase faamily protein/uL22 family ribosomal protein. The record is from RefSeq and is a predicted model, not a curated record. Lineage: Eukaryota; Fungi; Ascomycota; Eurotiomycetes; Eurotiales; Aspergillaceae. The annotation marks the transcript as partial. Gene Ontology annotation, cellular component: cytosol; ribosome; large ribosomal subunit. Gene Ontology annotation, molecular function: hydroxypyruvate reductase [NAD(P)H] activity; NAD binding; structural constituent of ribosome. Gene Ontology annotation, biological process: translation. The transcript is spliced from 8 exons.
ACCGCAAUCAUGCCCCAAACAGCGCUGCUCAUUGGAGCCAUCAAUCACGCUCGAAAGGAGUGGGAGGGCCUAUCUUCUAUCCUCAGCCUCAAAGAAUUCCCGACCGGAACACGAGAAGAAUUCAUCCAGAAUUGCAAGUCCGGCCAGUACGACGACGUGGUCGUAAUCUACAGGUCGAAUACUUCCAACAAGAUCACGGGUAAUUUCGACGAAGAGAUCCUCUCAGUGUUGCCAAAGUCGCUUCGCUACAUCUGCCACAAUGGUGCAGGAUACGACAAUAUCGAUAUAGCUGGCUGCUCGCAGAGAAACAUCGCGGUUUCUAGCACCCCGGUAGCUGUGAACAACGCGACUGCUGAUGUGGGAAUAUUCCUUAUGCUUGGAGCGCUGCGCCAGGCAUACGUGCCCUUGACGGCGCUGCGGGAGGGAAAAUGGCUUGGUAACACUCCUCUCGGCAAUGACCCCAAGGGCAAGGUUCUCGGGAUUCUGGGCAUGGGAGGAAUCGGACGCGAAAUGGCGACGCGCGCAAAGGCUUUCGGCAUGACAAUUAUCUAUCACAAUCGCUCACGCCUGUCGGCCGACUUGGAGAAUGGAGCAAACUAUGUCUCAUUUGAUGAGCUACUAGCCCAGUCUGAUGUCCUUAGUCUGAAUCUGGCGCUGAACGCAUCAACAAGGCACAUCAUCGGCGCCCCCGAACUCGCUAAACUGAAGGACGGAGUUGUCAUUGUGAACACCGCCCGGGGAGCAAUCAUUGACGAGAAGGCACUAGUGUCAGCGAUCGACUCUGGCAAGGUGCGCUCUGCUGGCCUUGAUGUUUUCGAGAACGAGCCAGCUAUUGAACCUGGUCUUGUGAAUAACCCUCGGGUGUUCUUACUGCCGCAUAUCGGCACCAUGACCUACGAGACCCAAAAGGAGAUGGAGAUCUUGGUUUUGGAUAAUCUGCGCUCUGCCAUAGAGAAGGGGACGCUGAUCACACAGGCCUGCUCGCAAAAAUCCGCACCACCCUCCGGGUUGGUGUCAGCGCAUCGACCGAAGAGAAUCGACAAUCAUCCCCGAGGACCAUCCGACUUCCCCCUCGCCAACUCCUUCACGAUGGUCCGUUACGCCCGCCAGGACAUCCCCAACGCGAAGAGCGCCCGCGCUCGGGGCUCUUACCUCCGCGUCAGCUUCAAGAACACCCGCGAGACUGCUCAGGCCGUCAAGGGCAUGAACCUGCAGAAGGCUCUUGUCUACCUCGACAACGUCAAGAACAAGACCAUGGCCAUCCCCAUGCGCCGCUAUGCUGGCUCCAUCGGUCGCACCGCUCAGGGCAAGCAAUUCGGUGUCAGCAAGGCCCGCUGGCCCGUCAAGUCCGCCGAAUUCAUCACCGACCUCCUCAAGAACGCCGAGGCCAACGCUGAUUCUAAGGGUCUGGACACCUCCAACCUGGUUAUUAAGCACAUCCAAACCAGUCAGGCUCCUGCCUCGAGGCGGAGAACCUACCGGGCGCACGGUAGAAUCAACCCCUACAUGAGCCAGCCCUGCCACAUCGAGCUGAUCCUCACCGAGGCUGCUGAGGAAGUCAAGAAGGCCCCGGUCGAAAAAGAAACUCCACCUCUCCUCCCGCCAGCGCGGCUCCCAGAUCCGCCGUGCCCUUACUGA